This is a messenger RNA of Leguminivora glycinivorella, 2147 nucleotides long. Its product is annotated as facilitated trehalose transporter Tret1-2 homolog. Gene Ontology annotation, biological process: transmembrane transport. Gene Ontology annotation, cellular component: membrane. Gene Ontology annotation, molecular function: transmembrane transporter activity. Lineage: Eukaryota; Metazoa; Arthropoda; Insecta; Lepidoptera; Tortricidae. The record is from RefSeq and is a predicted model, not a curated record.
AGCUCAAUGCGUACACUUUGGCCUUUGAUAUCGAUUAAGCGUAAGGAGGCGCGCGAUGCAUCACACUAACUACUAACUAUUCAAUUGUCGCUCCCACGGGCCACUCGUCACCGGUCUGCCAACUUUCGCACACGUCCAGUCGGGAGAUUUUUAAAAUAACAAGUGAAAGUGUUUCAGAAUAACCGUGACGGUUGCAAAAAUGCGCGCGAAAAUUUCGCUAACUCUCUCGCGUAUGUCUAUGUCUGGUGCUGUGAUAUUGUGGUGAUAUGCUGGCAAAGAAACUUAUGGAGAUAUUGAAAAGGAGCGCGCGUUUCGCGCGGAGCGCGUGCGGCGCGUGUGGGGCGGGGCGCGCGCGCACCAUGCUCGCCACCAUCAAGAGCUGCUGGAAGGUGUGGCGGUAUGGCGACCUUUACAUGGUACUGGCAGCACUGGCAGCGCAGUCCAUCAACAUAUCGGUGGGGUUCUGCCAAGGCUUCUCUGCGGUCUUGCUGCCUCAGUACACGCAUGAGCACCCCAACAUCACGUACGAGCAGAGUUCAUGGAUUGCAAGCCUGGGCGUAAUCUCCAACCCGAUUGGGGCGCUUCUCGGUGGCAUGAUGGUGGAUGCUGUCGGUCGAAGGUUGCUGCUCCAGUCCAUAGUGCUGCCUAAUCUGGUGGGCUGGCUGGUCAUCGCCUUCUCGGAGACUUACGUCUUCCUCUGUGUGGGCCGGUUCAUCACCGGCUUUACCAUUGGCAUGUCAACAGCCUCCUACAUCUACGUGGCCGAGAUCACGACGCCUGAGAAACGGGGCGUCCUCAGCGCGCUAGGUCCAGGCCUGGUGUCCACUGGCAUCUUCGUUAUUUACUCGCUAGGGUCCUUCGUGCACUGGCGGAAGGUCGCCGCCAUAUGCGCUGGUGUCUCACUCCUAACUCCCUUCUUAAUGUACUUCGUUCCUGUCCCGCUCUGGCUAGCUUCAAAAGGACAGAUGAAAGAAGCAUACAACUCCAUGUUCUGGCUAAGACAGAACAACAGCACAGCGCAGCAGGAGUUAAUGGAGUUCACUAAAGACAGAAAAAACGACAGUUUGACCUUCAGACAGAAGCUUGGACUAUUCAAGCGGAGAAGCGUGUUGAAACCAUUCUGUCUCCUGAUAGUCUUCUUUAUGUUCCAAGAGAUGUCCGGCAUUUACGUGAUAUUAUACUAUGCUGUAGAUUUCUUCCACUCUGUCGAUACCAGUGUGAAUGCGUUCACAGCUUCGAUCAUAGUGGGCGGAGUACGAGUAUUCAUGGGAGCCGUGGGUGCUUGUUUAAUAAACAGCUUUAGAAGAAAAACUUUAGCAGCAACAUCGGGGUUAUUAUUAGGAGUAACUAUGCUUGGGGCCGCCGUGUGUGACACCGUAAAUGGUCCCCCGUUGUUGAAGCUAGCGUGCGUGCUUCUACACGUAUCAUUCAGUAUGGUUGGUUUUCUCCAACUCCCUUGGAUAAUGUCUGGAGAACUGUACCCUCAGGAUAUUAGAGGGGUCAUGUCAGGGGCAACAGCCUGCUGUGCGUACGUUCUUAUUUUCUUUAACAUAAAAACAUACCCUCAGUUGGAGAAUGUAUUAACCAGUAACGGUACUUUGUACUUGUUUGGGUUUUGCGCGCUGCUGGGAGCGUCGUACUGCUUACUGUUCCUUCCGGAGACAAAAGGAAAGUCGUUGACUGAAAUUAUGAAGCAAUUUGAUGAGGAAAAGAAGGAGAUAGAUCCUGAAGUUGGUAAAAACUACAGUAUUGAAGGGCGGCAAGUGCAGAGGAGGCACAGUGCCGGUGCAUCAGUAUCUUUAGAAAAGAAUAAGGAGAUCUUCGCCCCGCGAUGGAUUCACAGAGACGAUGAAAAAAUCCCGGGCCAUCAGGAGUAAAACAUGCCUUUGCAAAUGGUGGUGCUUACGUCCAAAGUUUAGCAACUAUAGUUACCAAAAUGAACAAUUUUACCAUUAUGAAUGUUAUUUGAUCAGUAUUAUAGGUAUUUCGAGUGAUUUUAACUAUUACAUUCCAUAGGCUAGGUUUUGUACUCGGUGACGAUAUUUAAAUGUAACCUUAAUGUUUGUCUAGUUUUAAGAAAAUGUUACCAGUCCAGUCCAGCGCUGGAGCGACUUUAUUAAUUUUAUGAGUAUUUUUAAGUGAUUAUU